Molecule: messenger RNA, 1671 nt
Organism: Danio rerio (zebrafish)
Lineage: Eukaryota; Metazoa; Chordata; Actinopteri; Cypriniformes; Danionidae
Source: RefSeq, a predicted model, not a curated record
AUGUUGACUGCACUGGUUUUGUUGUGUCUAGGAGCCUUUCUUCUGUACUUGCAAGUGAGAAUUCGGCGACCCAAAGACUUUCCUCCUGGACCUGCACCUGUUCCAUUUUUUGGUAAUUUGCUACAACUGAACCGCAUAAACCCAAUAAAAGACUUAGACAAGUUUGCUCAGCACUAUGGAUCAAUCUACGGGAUAUACAUUGGUUCAAAGCCAGCAGUGGUGUUAACAGGACAGAAAAUGAUCAAGGAGGCACUGAUCACACAAGCGGCUGAGUUUGCUGGCAGACCAAACCAUAUGAUGAUCAGUCAUAUAACAAGGAGCAAAGGGGUGAUCAUGGCAGAUUAUGGAGAAAGUUGGCGUGAACAUCGUCGCUUUGCUCUGACCACACUGAGGAACUUCGGUCUUGGAAAGAAAAGUAUGGAGCAGAGGAUUCUGGAAGAGGUCAAACAUAUCUGUUUAAUACUGGAGGAAUCUGCUGGAAAGUCAAUUGACCCUCAACAUCUGUAUCACCAAGCUGCCUCUAACAUCAUUGCCUCAGUCAUUUUUGGGUCACGAUUUAAUUACAAGGAUGAAUAUUUUCAGACAUUGAUACAAACCAUGGAAAAACUUACUAAAAUUGCCAUUGGAACAUGGGCAAUGCUCUAUGAAAUAGCACCAGUGUUGAGGAUUUUCCCACUGCCAUUCUGGAAAGCUUUUCACUAUUUUGAGAAAAUCACAAGACAUAGUCUUAAAGUUGUGGAGGAACACAAGAAGUCAUUUGUUGCUGGAGAGCCCAAAGACUUGAUUGAUUGUUAUUUGGAGGAGAUGAAGAAGAGAGCAGAUCAACGCACCACAUUUGAUGAGGCCCAAAUGGUCACUUUGCUGUUUGACCUGUUUUUGGCUGGAACUGAAACAACCUCUAACACACUCCGCACUUUAACCUAUUUGAUGACUCAUACUCAUAUACAAGAGCAAUGUCAGCGGGAGAUCGAUGAAGUCCUUGGUGCUCGUGAUCAUGUCACAUAUGAGGACAGAAACGACAUGCAUUUUGUUCAAGCAGUGAUUCAUGAGGGUCAGCGUGUUGCUGAUAUUGUUCCUCUCAAUGUUUUUCACACUGCCAGAACAGACACUCAACUCCGAGGCUACAGCAUCCCAAAGGGGACAAUUAUCAUCCCGUAUCUGUCAUCUUCUCUUAGAGAAGAAAGUCAGUGGAAGUUUCCACAUGAGUUCAACCCUCAAAACUUCUUGAAUGAAAAAGGAGAAUUUGUGAAGAAUGAUGCAUUCAUGCCUUUCUCUGCAGGUCCUCGUGUGUGCUUAGGAGAAAAUCUAGCCCGCAUGGAGCUCUUCCUCAUUCUGGUCACUGUGCUGCGGAAAUUUCGUCUGGUCUGGCCGAAGGAUGCAGGAGAACCGGACUUCACAUAUAUAUAUGGAGGGACUCAGUCAUUGAAACCUUACCCUAUGAUUGUAGAGCUGCGGACGCCUGGAGAGACCCAUGAAUAUGCUAACUGAACAUAUUUGUGUCACACUGUAAACUAUCACGAAGUCGCAUUUAAAGUACUAUAUUUAGUUAAUAACGCACAAAACAUUUUGGUUAUAACGCACAAUACACUAAAAAUGUGCAAGACUAUAACACGUAAACUCUGUAUGAUAACUUGUACUGACAAUAAAAAUACAUUUGUUUAUGUUGUUAAA